GGGUAGCAACCAAACAUCAGUUAACGGAACUAACCUAAAUAUUUAUUUAGUAAAAAUUUAAUCUAAUUUAAUUUUAAAAUAUACUUAUAGUUUAAACUAGAAAUAAACAUGAUUUGUGGCACGCAGGAAAAGCCUUUACCAAUGUUCAAAAAGAAAUGGACACCAACAAAAGUAUGUGAUCGAACAACACUGCUAGCUAUUCGUCGUCCAACAUCUGUAUCCAAAUUCAGGGAUAGUAUACCACGCCCUUAUUAUCGGCCACUAAAAAACUAUCUUCCAAUAUGGGAGUCUAGAAAAUUGGACGAAAAAAUUCCAAUGUAUCACGGAUACACUCCAUCCGGUCCAAUUGUUUUCCAUAGAGGACUUAUGGGAAAGAAUCCUUUUGUAUCAGAUAAAAAAUUAAAUUUUGAGUUAAACAAUUCAUAUGGAAUAUCACUCACAUAUAAUCCAUUACACGAUCCGCAUCUAAAAAACUGGGUAAAUUCACCAAUCAAUCGUGCAUUUUUGCAAAGACAAGGACUAAUCACUGAAGACAACGAUGUGAUAUGCAGCUUGACUGAAUACAAUGAAUACAGACGAUUUUUAUUACGCAUAUAUAAUGAUACAAUAACACGUACACUAGAGAUUGAAAAUGCAGAAAAUGAGGAUCGCAAAAAAAUAGAAACUGCAAAUUUUAACCACAAAAAAGAAUUAAUUAGGAAAUUAAAACUUUUGAACUAUGAUAAGUCAAAACCAAAAUCACAAAACGUAAAAAGUAAAAGAAACCAUGCCAAGCCUAUUUGUAGACCUUCAAAUAAAGAAAGAAAACUACCAUUCAAGAAAAAAAUUGAAACGUAUACUGUAUUUGGAUCCCGCUUGGGUGGUGUAAUUGACACAAACAAAUACAAACGUACCUUUAUAAAAGGCAACCCAAAUGAUUACUUAUUACUGGGAUUGUUUGAUGAUUUUUUUGAUCAACGAAAAGACGUAAAACAAAACAAAAAUAGAAAAUAGAAAUCAUUUGGGGAAAUUUUUCCCUUUAUAAUGGAAGAUAGUUUUUUAGAGGCCGUUAAUAAGGGCGUGGUAUAUUAUCCUUGAAUUUGGAUACCGAUAUUGAACGACGAACAGCUAGUAAUGUUGUUUGAUCACAUAGUUUUGCUGCUGUCCAUUUGUUUUUGAACAUUGGUAAAGGAUUUUCCUGAGUGCCGAAAAUCAUGUUUAUUCAUUUCUAGUCAAAAUGUUUUUGAACAUU
Messenger RNA from Aphis gossypii (cotton aphid), 1231 nucleotides. RefSeq lists its product as uncharacterized. Lineage: Eukaryota; Metazoa; Arthropoda; Insecta; Hemiptera; Aphididae. Bases 109 to 993 code for a protein of 294 amino acids. The record is from RefSeq and is a predicted model, not a curated record. The transcript is spliced from 2 exons.